CAGGCUGGGCACUCUGCAAGGCUCCGGCCAGCGGGUGGAGACCGAUCCGGGAUCUGUCCCAGCAGGAAGCGAAUCCCGGUGGCCGUCGUCUCCGGUGCUUGCUCUCCGCCGCGGCAUCGCGCUCUCCCUUCGCGCCCGCAGCCCGGCAGCCUCUCUGUGGCCGCGACCCCUCGCUCACCUGCCUCCUCGGCUCAAGCUUCAAGAGUGUCCCCAUGAGAUGUAAUACACCUAAAGGAAUGAAAUGGCAGAGUCCUUUUGGAUAGAUGUGGAAGAAAACAGGGACAGUUGAACUGGGGCCACCUGUACAGCAGUUUUUCUUAUUGGAACUGUUAGGAAUCUGCAUCCAAGGAUACUAAUAUUCUAAUGAGAUAGUGGAUAACCUUCUGCAAAAUGGAAGAUGGAAAGCCCGUUUGGGCUCCCCACCCCACAGAUGGAUUUCAGAUGGGCAAUAUUGUGGACAUUGGCCCUGACAGCCUAACAAUUGAACCCUUGAACCAAAAAGGCAAGACAUUUUUGGCUCUCAUAAACCAAGUAUUCCCUGCAGAGGAGGACAGUAAAAAAGAUGUGGAAGAUAACUGUUCACUGAUGUACUUAAAUGAAGCCACACUCCUCCAUAAUGUCAAAGUUCGGUACAGUAAAGACAGAAUCUAUACAUAUGUCGCCAACAUUCUGAUUGCAGUGAAUCCAUACUUUGAUAUACCUAAAAUAUAUUCUUCAGAUACAAUAAAGUCAUAUCAAGGAAAAUCUCUUGGGACGAUGCCACCUCAUGUCUUUGCAAUUGCUGAUAAGGCUUUUCGAGACAUGAAGGUGCUCAAGAUGAGUCAGUCUAUCAUUGUGUCUGGAGAAUCGGGAGCAGGCAAAACAGAAAAUACGAAGUUUGUUCUGAGAUACUUGACAGAAUCUUAUGGAACUGGUCAAGAUAUUGAUGAUAGAAUUGUUGAAGCGAAUCCACUUUUAGAAGCCUUUGGAAAUGCAAAGACUGUUCGUAACAAUAAUAGCAGUCGAUUUGGAAAAUUUGUGGAAAUUCACUUCAAUGAAAAGAGUUCAGUUGUUGGAGGAUUUGUUUCUCAUUAUCUUCUAGAGAAGUCUAGGAUCUGCGUUCAAGGCAAAGAGGAGCGGAAUUACCAUAUUUUUUACAGGUUGUGCGCUGGGGCUUCAGAAGACAUUAGGGAGAAGCUUCACUUGAGUUCCCCAGAUAAUUUUCGGUACUUAAACCGAGGUUGCACUAGGUACUUCGCUAACAAAGAAACUGACAAGCAGAUUUUACAGAACCGAAAAAGUCCUGAGUAUGUUAAGGCAGGUUCCUUGAAAGAUCCUCUAUUAGAUGACCACGGAGAUUUUAUUAGGAUGUGUACAGCCAUGAAAAAGAUUGGUUUGGAUGAUGAAGAAAAGCUUGAUCUGUUUCGAGUCGUAGCUGGUGUCCUACACCUUGGAAAUAUUGAUUUUGAAGAAGCUGGAAGCACUUCAGGUGGUUGCAAUCUGAAGAACAAAUCCACCCCAUCACUGGAGUAUUGUGCUGAAUUGCUGGGGUUGGACCAAGAUGAUCUGCGAGUCAGUUUAACCACGAGAGUGAUGCUCACCACAGCAGGGGGCACCAAAGGAACUGUAAUAAAGGUCCCUCUGAAAGUGGAACAAGCAAACAAUGCCCGGGACGCUCUGGCAAAGACUGUCUAUAGCCAUCUUUUUGACCAUGUGGUGAACAGAGUAAAUCAGUGUUUUCCUUUUGAAACAUCCUCUUAUUUUAUUGGAGUCCUGGACAUUGCUGGUUUUGAGUACUUUGAACACAACAGCUUUGAGCAAUUCUGCAUUAACUAUUGCAAUGAAAAACUUCAGCAGUUUUUUAACGAGAGGAUCCUGAAGGAGGAACAAGAGCUAUAUCAGAAAGAGGGCCUGGGUGUUAAUGAAGUGCAUUACGUGGACAAUCAGGACUGUAUAGACUUAAUUGAAGUGAAGUUAGUGGGAAUCCUGGAUAUCCUGGAUGAAGAAAACCGUCUUCCACAGCCGAGUGACCAGCACUUUACAUCUGCAGUUCACCAGAAGCACAAGGACCACUUUCGCCUCUCUAUUCCCAGAAAGUCUAAGCUGGCUGUCCACAGGAACCUCAGAGAUGAUGAAGGUUUUAUCAUAAGGCACUUUGCAGGGGCAGUGUGCUAUGAAACAACCCAAUUUGUGGAGAAAAAUAACGACGCGCUACAUAUGUCUCUUGAAUCCUUGAUUUGUGAAUCCAGGGAUAAGUUUAUAAGGGCGUUGUUUGAAUCGUCCACAAAUAACAACAAAGAUACCAAACAAAAGGCGGGGAAACUUAGCUUCAUCAGCGUGGGAAACAAGUUCAAGACUCAGUUAAAUCUGCUUCUGGAUAAACUCCGCAGUACUGGAGCAAGCUUCAUUCGCUGCAUCAAACCCAACUUAAAGAUGACAAGUCAUCACUUUGAAGGCGGCCAGAUCCUGUCCCAACUUCAGUGUUCAGGUAUGGUUUCUGUGCUGGACUUGAUGCAAGGAGGUUUCCCUUCAAGAGCCUCAUUUCAUGAACUCUAUAACAUGUACAAAAAGUACAUGCCAGAGAAGCUGGCAAGAUUGGAUCCAAGGCUAUUUUGCAAGGCUCUUUUUAAAGCUUUGGGAUUAAAUGAAGUUGACUACAAGUUUGGGCUAACAAAAGUGUUUUUCAGGCCUGGCAAGUUUGCAGAAUUUGAUCAGAUUAUGAAGUCUGACCCUGAUCAUUUAGCAGAGUUGGUAAAAAGAGUCAAUCUUUGGCUAGUCUGUAGUCGCUGGAAGAAAGUUCAGUGGUGUUCACUCUCAGUCAUCAAACUGAAAAACAAAAUAAAGUAUCGAGCUGAAGCGUGCAUUAAAAUGCAGAAAACCAUUCGAAUGUGGCUUUGCAAAAGGAGACACAAACCACGCAUUGAUGGCCUGGUUAAGGUGGACACCCUGAAGAAACGACUCGAUAAGUUCAAUGAAGUAGUAAAUGCAUUGAAGGAUGGGAAGCCGGAGAUGAACAGAAAGAUCAAAGAUCUGGAAAUUUCUAUUGAUGCUUUGAUGGCCAAAAUUAAGUCCACCAUGAUGACGAGGGAACAAAUACAGAAAGAGUAUGAUGCACUAGUUAAAAGCUCAGAAGAUCUCCUCAGUGCACUGCAGAAAAAGAAACAGCAAGAGGAGGAGGCGGAGAGGCUGAGGCGCAUUCAAGAGGAGAUGGAGAGAGAAAGGAAGAGGCGCGAAGAAGAUGAGCAGAGGCGGCGGAAGGAGGAGGAGGAGAGGCGGAUGAAACUUGAGAUGGAAGCGAAGAGAAAACAAGAAGAGGAGGAAAGGAAGAAGAGGGAAGACGAUGAGAAGCGGAUCCAGGCUGAGGUGGAGGCCCAGUUGGCCCGACAGCGGGAGGAGGAGUCCCAGCAGCAGGCGGUCCUGGCACAGGAGUGCAGGGACAGGGAGUUGGCCCUGCGCAUCGCCCAGAACGAGUCGGAGCUCAUCAGUGACGAGGCGCAGAGUGACCUGGCGCUGCGAAGUUACUUUUCCAGCUUAAGUUCCUGUUCAGCAACGGCUAAAGCUAAUGGAACAAGACCCCAAAUGACACCGGAACAAAUGGCCAAAGAAAUGUCAGAAAUUUUGAGUAGAGGUCCUGCUGUACAAGCUACGAAGGCAGCUGCUGGCGCCAAGAAACAUGAUCUCAGCAAAUGGAAAUAUGCAGAGCUACGUGACACAAUCAAUACUUCUUGUGACAUUGAGCUCCUGGCAGCAUGCAGAGAAGAAUUUCACAGGAGACUGAAAGUGUACCAUGCCUGGAAAUCCAAGAACAAGAAGAGAAAUACUGAAACAGAGCAGCGGGCUCCCAAGUCUGUUACUGAUUAUGAUUUUGCACCAUUUUUGAACAAUUCACCUCAGCAGAACCCUGCAGCUCAGCUUCCUGCCAGGCAGCAGGAGAUUGAGAUGAACCGACAGCAGCGUUUCUUCCGCAUCCCGUUCAUCCGCCCUGCUGACCAGUACAAAGACCCUCAGAACAAGAAAAAGGGCUGGUGGUAUGCCCAUUUUGAUGGACCGUGGAUUGCUCGGCAGAUGGAACUCCACCCUGACAAGCCACCCAUCCUUCUUGUAGCUGGCAAGGAUGACAUGGAGAUGUGUGAGCUGAAUCUGGAGGAGACGGGUCUGACUCGGAAGCGUGGGGCUGAGAUCUUGCCCAGACAGUUUGAAGAGAUCUGGGAGCGCUGCGGAGGCAUCCAGUACCUUCAGAGCGCCAUCGAGAGCAGGCAGGCCCGGCCCACCUAUGCCACGGCCAUGCUGCAGAAUCUGCUCAAGUAGACCGCAGGCUUCCAGCCUGGUCCUGGCUCGCACAGGCAGGGAGGUGGUCAGAAGUGUUGCCAUUCCCUUGCUCCUGGUAGGACGCCUUAUGCAAAGUGAACAGAUUUUAUUAAUCAUGGAUUUUGUUAAUUUGCUCAAGGUUAAUUAAGGUUGACGUAGUGGAUUCAGGACCUAAAGAGAGAAUAGCCCUGGUCCCAGCAGUGACUCCCCACCUCUCGCUGUUCUGAUGCUGUCAGCAUCCGGGCAGACUCCACACUUCUCACUCUCUGCACACUGACUACCUUAAGUCCAUGGUGAUUGUUCUCAAGGGCGAGACUCUUUUGUUUUUAAAUCUCAAAAUACGUGUUUUUUUUUUUUAUAAAGGAUGACACAGUGCCUUUAUAACCCAAGAUAAUGGAACUCUAGCUUUGUUUUAUGCAAAAAUGAAGGUACUUAAAAUGAUUAAGGCACAGAGGUUUUUGUUCUAAAAAGUUGUAUUUUGUCUGCUUUUUCUGAAAUCCAUGGAAGUGGGUUUAUCCCUUCUUGCAGUGUGCUUAGCCUGAGUGAAGCCCAACUUCUAGAAUUCUGGAAAGAGCCUUAAUGUAUAGGAUGUAUUGUGUGCAGAAGAGGUGCAGGGCGUAUGCAGCAUAGACACAGGGCACUUUUCUACCCAGCUCUGUGCUACUCUUGGAAUCUUCUCUUCCUAAUUCACAGUUGAAUAAAGGAAUUUCAGAUCAUUCGAAUGACUGGAGGUUUUGAUAUAGCUUAGUUUCAUUUUGGAAGGGAUGCAGGGUUGAGGUGGUGCUGUGACUUUCCUGAACUGAACUCUAAUCCUUCCUGACUUCAUCUCAACUGUAAUUUUUCAGUCCAAGCCUUGUCCAAGUUACUUCAUGUGACUUAAGUCGGUGUGUUGCUUCAGACAUCUCUCCUUCCCCGCUCCCUAUUCCAGGCAUCUGUUUUGGUCUUUGGAACUCAGUAACUGUAGAACUGUUUUAUAAACUUGGUAACUCAGAAGCCCUUGCACUUAGACAGCCUGUUUCAUGCCUCAGGUGGUUUUAAAACACCCCGUUUUGUGUGCUGUCAGUCCUCAUAGAAGGCAGCAGCUGGAGCUAAUAUUUACGACUUUAAUAUUAGGAACUUAGAAACAAAACUGCAUCCAGGAGUUAUGGUGACACCCAAAGGAGUUUUUUUGUUUGUAUUUUAGAAUAACAGAGAGUAAAAGUAUUCUUUACACUGCCCCCCUUUUUUUAAAAGCAGGUUUCACUGUGAUUGCUUAGUUUCAUCCCAUCAUUAGAGGAGGGAGUGGUUUUCCUGAGUUUACUGACAGUCCUUUAAAAAUAUCUCCUGGACUAUGUGCAUACACUGCCCUUUUUAAUAAAAUACCCUAGCUGUUGAAAUUUCUUUAGAAAGAUGCCUCAGUUAGGAAAUACUUACCAGUUGAUGAGAUCAGUGUCUAGAAGCCAGAGAUUCUGUUGUCAUGACUCCUCCUCUCAAUCUGUCUUAGUACUGAAGUACUUAUUUAUUAUGAUACUGUGGAAAUGAUUGUUUCAUAUUAAGGAAAUGAAAUGGCCCCGUCUAUACUAGUGAUUGAAAAUGUGAAUGGGAUUUUCUCCUGGAGGCUGUCUUACUGCUUAGACUCACCCACCAUUGGGUCAUUUGGUAAUGUUGGCAAAGGUGUAGUUACUGAAAUAAACAACCUGUUGUUUCUCUUUCAUCUCUCUCCCUUGAUUGGUAUCUUUAUUUGUGCAAGGCAGCAAAUAAGCUUCAUUUCCUAAUCAUCAAUAAAUAUAGUCCUUGAAAGAAACCUAGGGGCCUAAUUGAUUGCUAGUGACUUGUUGGCUCAGCACUAUUUACUGAAGUAUUUUUCUGUGUCUUCCAUAUGCAAGAAUGAGCACUAGAUGAAAAAUUAAUCAGAAAGUGGAAAUUAGUAUGGCAGAACUUAAAAAUUUAAAGAAUUUAUAGGAAAUAUAGGACAGCAAAGCAUUGUUGAAAGUUUUUUUUGUGGUUUUUGACUUUGACAAUUCUACAGUUAAAUAUUAAACCAUUUUCUUCCUAAUUAUGUCACCUAGCUGUCCUACAAUUUAUCUGUUUCAAGUAGUCUCCUGAGUUAAUUUUGCCAAGCAGGAGAAUUGCCCCAAUUCAGGCAGGCCUUGAGCCUUCCACAUGUCCCGGUGUAGCACUCGGCUCCUUCCAGGGAAACUUUAGGAUGUCAUUUUCGGGUGCUCUCUGAGACACUCAUCCAGCUUCUCUUCCAUGUUUUGUAGAUUCAGAUCCAUAAAGUCUAUGUGAGACCUGGGGUCCUCCAAGUCAAUUAAUUCCUAUUUUAGUCAACCAUUUAAAAUUAUAACUUUAAACCAAUAUAUAUAUGCUAAACAUGAAGAACAUAAUGUCCUGCAGCAUCGAUGAGAUGUGUGUUAGUUAGAUGUAUUCUCAGUGAAAACAGGGAGUCUCUAGAGGUCUUGUGUGUUCAGAAGCUGCAGCCCCUUUACUGUCAGGGAGACAACACCUGUACAGGACUAAGUAAAGCAGCAAAAUAACAGCAGCCUGCCCUAAGGCAUUCUAGUGAGGCAGCUUCUCACUCUGGCCUGUAAGAAAGGUUUCACAGGCCAGUGCACCCUUUUGUUUCACGUGCAACCAAGAGAACAGCUCAAGGCAAAAUCUGGAGAUGCUCGGGAGAUUUAGACAGUAGAAAGCACAGGCGGAACAAUAAUAAUAAUAAUAGAUAUUUAUUACAUGUGAUCUUUAUUAAUUAGGUUGCUUUUUCCAGGGCUUCACACAGGUUAGGCACUACAAUGGAGGUACCUCUGUGGCCUUUAAUUGGAUGCUUUUGGAAGAUAGUUUCACUCACAGGUUAUUAACACGGUUCUCAGGGGACUCAAAUAUGUAGACCUUUGGUUUCUUAAGAUAGCUUCAAAAUACUUGGAUCAGCAGAAUAUUUAUUGAACUAAUCAUUCUGUUAAUACUAAGUUAAUGAUGAUCUUACUUCCCUAUAUGGAAAAAAAGUUGUAGAAAGCCAGGGACAUCGUACAAUUUACUACUAGACCUCGAAGGAGAUAUAAAUGCCUUCGCUCCAGUUGUGUAAGAGGGAAAACAAUGUUUUGUUAGCUCAGCCAAUCCUGAGAGACGUACAAAGGGUUGUUCCCGUACUUCCCCAUUUACCUUUAAUGCCAGUAAAUACGUAUUGAGUUUUAAUGUCUCCCAGAAUAUGCACUAACAGUGGGGGAGGGAAGGACAGAGGACAUUUAACAGUGAGGAUAGCAUGAGGUGUGGAAACAGUGAUAACCGUAAGGGCAGAGAAGAACAGUAGUGGAAGAGAAGGGAAAUCGUGCCUCCCCUGAAGACUGUGCCUCAGUUGGGAAACAUGGAUACACGCACUCCUGGGUCUUUGCUGAGGUUUAGGAUGCGUUUUGUGCAGUUUAAGAACAGAAAUUAAGGUUGGUAAAGUUGUAUAGUGAGUAACCUGGUGUGUAGAUCUUAGCAGAUAAGAAUGGUGUGGCUGAACUGGAGGUGCCCAUCAAAGAACGUGGCAUCCUGUGCAGGAGCCUGUGGGAGGGCAGGUAGAGAGUCUGCCUGUGUCAAUGGCACAUCUUUUGACGGUUUGGCGCAAUUCACGGCAGUGUCUUCGUAUCCCAGCAUUGACCUUUGUACGGGGUAACUUUGAUUCUUGGAAGUUUCCCAGGAGAUACCUAGGAAAAAUUAAUGCACAUUGAAACCAGCAUAAUCUUUAAUAUUAGUUUUCAUCCGUGUAGAAACUCAACUUCAAACUACAAACAGGCUUAUUGAGUUACCACUCUUCACUUCUGAAAAUCUGUCUAUUUGUAACUGUUAAGUUUUCUUCAUGAAAAGUGUGUAUCUAAUACUCUCCUAAAAUACUGAUGUACCGGAAACUCAAAUAAAUGCCUUACAUGUGGAA
This is a messenger RNA of Mesocricetus auratus (golden hamster), 8179 nucleotides long. RefSeq names its product myosin VI (gene Myo6). The coding region runs from base 391 to 4287 and encodes 1298 amino acids. The transcript is spliced from 37 exons. Gene Ontology annotation, biological process: endocytosis; vesicle transport along actin filament; inner ear auditory receptor cell differentiation. Gene Ontology annotation, molecular function: microfilament motor activity; ATP binding; actin filament binding. The record is from RefSeq and is a predicted model, not a curated record. NCBI's taxonomy places the organism in Eukaryota, Metazoa, Chordata, Mammalia, Rodentia, Cricetidae. Gene Ontology annotation, cellular component: ruffle; myosin complex; endocytic vesicle.